CCACUUUAGGAAAUUAGGAUUGAUAUAUUUCAGCUGGUUGCUUUGUGUGGCUGACGGUGAAGAUGGAGGUAUCUAGGUAGCUGUGUCGUUUUCCGACAAGCUCUGCCGUGAUUUGGUUCAGAUGCUGAGGUUACGGGAUUGGAGGAACAAGGUUUCUGGUAGGUGUCUUUUGGCACAGCAUCAUCGUGCAUCCUGGCCUUCUUGGGUGGCGGGAUGCAUCUCUGAUCUGUUCCAGGCGCAUGGCUCCGAUCUGUUUCUUUCUCGUGAUGAAGGAUGGUGACUGGUGACGUGCUAUAAUUUGGAGAAGAUGAUGCCAUGCUGGUGCAAAGUUCUGGUGGGUUGCGUCUCCGACGAGACUUCACGCCUGGCUCGCGGUGUGAUCUCGUUUUGCUGGUUCGUCCUGGCUCGCGAUUUGCGUCUUCCAGAUGCAGGAAUGGAGUUGAACCCCACCGAGAUUCAUGGGUUGCGCCGAUCUGCGCUGUUCAUGGGUUGCAUCGAGGGUGCUAUGUUGGCGAUUCAGGGAUGGGUUGGAGUGGAGGAGAUGCUUCGUUGGCGGCUGUAAGUGGAGGAGGCAGUGUUUGAUUGCUCAGAUUCAUGAGUGAUGGAUGACAGAUGGCAUGUUUUGAUUAAACAGAUUUGAAAGUAUAGUAUAUUGUCACAUGACAUUAUUUUGAUUGGACUAAUUGUUAGUAAUAAGAGGGGUGAAGAUAGAAAAAUAAGGACAUAGAACUACGUUUUCAGAGACCCAUUUUAAAAAGGUGUAUAAAAAAUUUAGGGUGUUGCUCCCUUCACCACCGUAUAUUUCCUCCACCUCUCCACAUUAUUUUAAAUAUAAUUAUAUCUUUAAGUUAAAAAGAUUUUUACUUUUGUCCUAUUUUAAAUAAUUUGAAAUCCUAAUUUUACUUUCCCACCACCCACCACUCACCCCAAGGAACUCUCUUCUCCUUUUCCCAUUUCCGUUUCACCUCCCCACCUCCUGCGCUUCAAUUCGUUUUUCUUUCCAGUUUCCUUUUGGUUUGAAAGCUUCCAUUGCCACCGUGUGUAAAGGAGCGUCGCCACCGUGGUGUGGAGGAGCGCCCAGACAUCGACCCGCGUGAGGAGAGGAGUUUUUUGCCGUUUUCGUUUCUUUCAGUUCUCGAGGAGAGAGUUCGUCGCAGGGCGAAGCUCGGAGAAGACCUACCGUUUUUGCUCGUAGAGGUCGUGCAGCUCUUAUCUAGGAUGACCCCAUAACUGAGGAGCGAGCCGUUGAGGAACAAACAUAUGAGGCGUAUGAGACUCAUGGUGAGGAGCAUGCAUUUGAGGCCCCUAACGACGAGGACGAUGAGGAGGAGCAUGCAAAUGUUCAUGACAUACAAGAGGAUGUCGGUGGAUUUCCUGGAGGUCCACGUGAUGAUUCAUUGCUGACGCACUAUGUUCAACAUGUAGCUUAUGCUAUUUCACAAGGCCGGGUGAGUGCAAAAAUAAAAUUUAUUUUAUUAUUUUUUUAAUAGAAAUUUUAUUAAAUAUUGAUGUGUAGGAUCGAGGGGACACACUGAAGUUGAUCUCCCACGGAAAAAAAAUAAAUAAGUUAGGACCAUGCCACGAGGAAAUUCAACACAUGAUGUUGAAUUCUAGUUUGAUGUCUCUCACAGGGAUUUGUUAUGAUUACGUUGAUAAGGGGUUACUCCUCGGAUUCAUAGAAAGGUGGCAUUUCGAGACUAAUAGUUUUCAUCUCCCUAUAGGGGAGAUGUCGAUUACUCUUGAUGACGUCUCGACAUUACUUCACCUGCCCGUGAUGGGACAAAUGUGUGAUUUGAAAGAGUUGGAGUUUGAGGAGGCUCGUACAGCCCUUGUGCAGUUGCUCGGCGUUGAUGGUGGCACAACAGGUGCUGAGAUGGAGGACGCACGUGGUCCGAAAGUCAGACUCAGCUGGCUUAGAGAGAUAUAUGUUCAGAGGUGUCAGUCACAGCUUUGGGACUAUGUUGCCAGAGCAUAUUUGUUGCAUCUAGUGGGAUGCACGAUUUUUGCAAAUAAGAGUGCCAGUUCUAUACACGUAUCUUACUUAUUGUUAUUUAGAGACGUACACGCGUGUGGCAGAUAUGCCUGGGGUGUUGCUGCACUCGCCCAUUUGUACGAGCAGCUCGGGGAUGUGAGUCUCGCCUCCACGAAGCAGAUGGCCGGAUAUUUGACUCUAUUUCAGAGUUGGAUAUACGAACAUUUCCCUGGCAUGGGGAGGAGGCGGUUGGUGACUUCUUACGAUGAUACCACACCACGUGCCAUGAGGUGGCAGAGCCCUAGGCAGAGUUCCACUCUCGCGGAGAUUCGGUCACAGUUGGAUACGCUGACAUACAGUGGAGUUGUAUGGCAUCCUUAUGAGGGGCAUCGGGCCAUUCGGCCAUUCUUCGGCAUCUGUAUGUAUUCUGAAUGGAUUCGGAUUGGUGACACCCUUUGUCGUCAUUUGCUUGAGCGUGUGUUGAGGACAUUUGGGUUUCAGCAAGACAUUCCACGAUCACCGUCUACGAUUCCAGAUGCAGAUAUAGUGGCCAUUGAUCAUGUUUGGUUGCACUUUAGAGCUCACGUUGUAAGUAAUGUCAGACAUGCAGCAUCCCCUUCUGACUGUGUCGAUGGGUACAUUCAAUGGUUCAGGAGGGUUUCGCAUCCUUAUAUUAUUAUUGCUACAAAUGACGCGCGACCGGCUCUUGCGCCUAGACAACGCCCCGAUGUUUCACAAGAGGCACGACCCCAUCGUAGAUCGUCUCCACCUUCACCAUCUGGCGCCCUGGCUAGAUUUAGGCGAAUGGCGAGAAUGUUACAGUCCUUGAUAUCGUGUCGUCAUGUGACCGAGGGUACUGUUGCACAUCAGGUGUCAGUGGACCUGCUUCAGAUUGCUAAUGAGGGCAUCGACGAAUAUUCCCCGACUAAGAGAGGACAAAGGCAUGUGCGUGGUAGACGGUCGACGUCUAAUUGAUAGGACUUUGUAUUUCAUUUUUUCAUUAUGUAUUAGAGGACUUUAUAUUUCC
Molecule: messenger RNA, 2999 nt
Organism: Vigna angularis (adzuki bean)
Lineage: Eukaryota; Viridiplantae; Streptophyta; Magnoliopsida; Fabales; Fabaceae
Product: protein MAINTENANCE OF MERISTEMS-like
Exons: 4
Coding region: 1598-2947 (449 amino acids)
Biological process (GO): meristem development; meristem maintenance
Source: RefSeq, a predicted model, not a curated record